Messenger RNA from Ceratotherium simum simum (southern white rhinoceros), 1840 nucleotides. RefSeq names its product TNFAIP3 interacting protein 3 (gene TNIP3). Gene Ontology annotation, biological process: regulation of transcription by RNA polymerase II; cellular response to lipopolysaccharide. The record is from RefSeq and is a predicted model, not a curated record. NCBI's taxonomy places the organism in Eukaryota, Metazoa, Chordata, Mammalia, Perissodactyla, Rhinocerotidae.
GCUGAGGAAAGACUUGGUUUGCCCAGGCUGUCUGUGGUUAACUUCCUCCUCCAGUUGGAGAAACUGCCAGUAAAGGAAGAAUGACAAUUUACAUACCAUAGCAAGGCUUAUCCUCCUCGCGUCUUAGUCACAGCCCCCUACUUAAGACAUCCUGGGAAAUCCCUAUUUAGAAGAGAAGAAAAGUUAAAAUCACAGUUGCUGUGCUUAUAACCUUAUUCUGUGUAAUUCACAUACAGAGUCUCUUCUGUUCGUUGUUAAUGAAAAACUAUUGCUAUUAUUUUCUAUCAUGACUUAACUGUUUGUGUGGUCUUUUUCUAAAUGUUGUAUAUUUGGUCUCACUUUAAAAGACACCAUAAGAGACAUUUUCUUUCUUUUUUUCUCUCUGCUUUUUAAGAUUCCAGGGAAGACAACUUCCAUGGCAAAUUUUGUACAGGGUACAACUAGAACGAGUGCUGCAGAAAGUUCUACGGAGCAUGCAGAGUGUGCUCAAUCAUCAAGAAGAAAGAACUUGACAAAUCCUCUUGAACAAAAGAUAAGGUGCUUGGAAAAACAAAGAAAAGAGCUCCUGGAAGUUAACCAGCAAUGGGAUCAGCAAUUUAGAAGUAUGAAAGAGUUAUAUAAAAGAAAGGUCGCAGAGCUGAAAAUGAAACUGGACGCAGCAGAGAGAUGCCUCAGCACACAAGAGAAGGAGCGGCAGCAGAGUCAGAGAGAGAGCGACAGGCAGCGCGACCUGGCCCGGGAGCGGCGACAGCGCGAGGAGAAGGAAAAGGAGAGCCUAAAUGAAGAAUUACAUGAAUUGAAGAAAGAAAAUAAGCUUUUGAAGGAAAAAAAUGCUCUCGCAAACAAGAAGAAGGAACAUUAUGAAUGUGAAAUAAAACGCCUCAAUAAGGCUCUUCAGGAUGCCUUGAAAAUCGAGUGUUCUUCAUUUCCUGAGGACUGUUUGGGAAAGUCUGAAAUGGAGUGCUGCCAUGAGGAGAUGAGAACAGAAAUGGAAGUUCUUAAACAGCAGGUGCAAAUAUACGAAGAAGACUUCAGAAAGGAGCGAUCAGACCGAGAAAGACUCAAUCAGGAAAAAGAGGAGCUACAGCAAAUUAAUAAAACUUCUCAAUCCCAGUUGAACAAGCUGAAUUCUCAGAUAAAAGCUUGUCAGAUGGAGAAAGAAAAACUAGAAAAGCAAUUAAAACAGAUAUAUUUCCCAACCUGUAACUGCGGCUUGGGUUUCCACCUGCGGGAUCCAUGUGUACCAACCGGUCCCAGAGCUGUGCAGGAUCAACAGAAGCACCCACCAGAGUAUCAGUGGUAUGCUCCUGACCAGUUUCCGCCAGAUGUGCAGCAGAAGGCAAAUGGUUUCUCCUCAGAAAAGAAAGUCCAUCAGUAGAAGCACACGAGCAGAGGGAGAGCUUGGCUGAGGGCCUUCAUUUUUCUUUUCACUGUGGCUCUGUCUGCUACAACUGUACAUCAUCUACUCCAUUAUUUGUGCCUGGUAAUGUUUCACUUUGGCAUGGACAGAGGAAAAGGCUUGUGACAGCUGAGAUCCUGAUCAAGUCUGAGGAGCCAGUGUUAUACAGCCAAGCACAACUUCCAGUUGUCUCGAAAUGAGAUUUGGCAGAUGGAUUAUAGGCCACUCCUUGGACCUCUCUUCAGCAUAUUGCUGUUGGAUUUACGGAGGUGAUUUCAUGAUUUCAGCAACUCCACUUUUAGUGCAAUGAUAUUGUAUGUUGAUUUAAAUAUAUAUUCCCUGAGGGAAAAAUUUCUGCAGUUGUAAAUUUUUAACUUUGCUCCCAUUAUAUUUAAAGGGGCUUAGUUCUUUAGCUGGUUUAACUGGAUACUAUGUUGGGAU